Hymenoscyphus albidus is the source of this 1239-nucleotide messenger RNA. NCBI's taxonomy places the organism in Eukaryota, Fungi, Ascomycota, Leotiomycetes, Helotiales, Helotiaceae. The record is from the annotation of a GenBank genome assembly.
AGAGUAAGUUGGCAUGCUACCUCUCUGGUUCAUAGCAGCUCCCACCGAAGUCAUCAAAAUGGAGUGUUCCUCGUCACAGAAAGUCUUUUUCCCAACCAGACCAUUCAAGAUCAUAUAGAAUGAUUGUGCCUCUCCAACGAGCCAAGGUACCCCCAACCAUAAUCGUCAUUUCAUCAAGGUAUAACAACAUCAAUGCCACAAAGCCAAAAGCAAUCGAUAUAUCGUCGUACCCGCCUCCAAUCCAGAACCCGAAGCUCGUUCUGACUCACGAUGUCGUUCGCAACACCAAGACUCUAGACUGCACGAUAUAUACCAGUCAAGAAGCCAGCCCUGCACGAGAGUAUCCUGCAGCUUUGAGGCCCUACGCUGAUACCACAAGCAAACGGCGCAACAAGGAUAUAAGUAUAAUUGUAGAGUUGCCCAUGGAGGAGUGUCAUCAAAUUUGGAGGCGUGAGGGUCAGAUCAAGAAGAUCCCAUUGUGGCAUUUGAAGAUUAGCGUAUUGAGAGAUUCACACAUCCGAGAAAACUGUCCUAGCAAAAGUUUUGUAUGUUGCCUCGUCGUCUUCCUGGAGUCACUCUUGACUGACAAUUGAAACUAGGCAUUUAUUUCCCAAGACACCCUCAACAAAGCAGCCUGCCAACUUGAAGCAGCAUUCAGCGACGUAUUCGAUAUAGAAAAACUUGAAGAAAUCCCCCUGGCGAAAGGAGCUAGAAUUGACAAUUGCAAACCCGAGAAUAUCACAAUAUCUCUCGCACCCGACAAGAUCAUCGCGGGUUGGGGGCAGUUCCUAAGUCUUCUAAGCUCCCUUGAAAGGGAAUGGGCCGAUGGGCGAACAGCCAUAACUGAAAAGGCCGCAUGUGAAUUGCCCUGACUUCUGAUUCAAGUAUGUCGUGAACAGCUUUACUUGUACUGUAUUUUUUAGGUGGAUAGAUACUAUGGUGUUUGAGCAACUCGGACUCUUAUCGUCAUGGUCCAGCUACAAGGUUAAUACUUCUAUCAAUUAGUAUAACGGGGUGGACUUUACGGGGAAAAGAUGGAGUUUUAUUCACGCCUAUUGAGUCUGGUAGGAAUCUUACACAAAAUUAGAAAACUUCAACCUGAUGAUCGAUCGUCACGGUGGUUUUCAGUUCGUCUCGAGUCCCUUUAAUUUUCAGCAGAGUUGUGUGAACAAUAAGCAGCUUUUUCGAUAUAUGACAGCCCUCAAGUCGCUCCCUGGCCCUGGACAGGGCCGAACGAAU